UUUUAAAUUGUAUUGAAGUAUUAUAAAAUACUUAGAACAAGUGUAAUAAAUAAUAAUUUCAUUGUCGCAAAUGCGUGACUACUUAGCUUACAACAACACGUGGGAAAACGCGGCUGAGAGGCAUUGUUGGGAACAAAACUGUCAUGAGCUUCAGAGGUAGAGGUAGAGGUGGAGGUGGAGGUUUCCGAGGUGGAGGAGGUGGAGGUGGAGGUUUCCGAGGUGGAAGAGGUGGCGACAGAGGCGGUUUUCGCGGUCGAGGUCGCGGAGGCUUCAACAAUCAAGACUUUGGACCUCCAAGCGAGGUUGUCGAGCUAGGAGUGAUGUCUCAUCCCUGUGAAGAGGAGUUGGUGUGCAAGAGUACUAGUGAGAGCGUUCCUAUGUUUAAUGCCUAUGUGUACCUGGAGAACAAACAACUGGUUGGGAAAGUAGAUGAAAUUUUUGGUCCCAUUCGAGAUUUCUUCUUUUCGGUAAAACUGAGUGAGAAUAUGAAGUCAUCAUCAUUUACCAAGAAUACCAAAUUUUUUGUUGAUCCUGGUCGCCUGAUGCCGCUGGUAAGGUUUCUUCCCAAACCUGCUGGUCAAGGUGGUGUGACAAAAAGGCGACCUGACCGUGGUGGUAGAGGUGGUGGUCGAGGAGGUGGCGGCUUCCGUGGUAGAGGAGGUGGCUUUGACCGAGGACGAGGCGGUGGCUUUGACCGCGGAAGAGGUCGUGGUGGUGGAGGUUUCAGAGGUCGUGGUGGUGGAGGAGGCAGAGGAUUCAGAGGGGGGCGAGGGGGCCAGUAGUUUUAAUGGAUUGUUGUUUUAGGUAUGCAUGGUGAAUGCAUGCGAUGUGGAUGUUGGAAUUUGUGUAGUUUCCAAUAAAUAUUUUUCUAAAUCAUAAAUUUUGUUUUACUUGUGACAAAAAUGGGAUUGUAGCCUGAGACUUUUCCUAAACACAUUUUCUCCAGAUGUUUCAUUGCCUUUAACAAAAGUUAAAUGUGUUCAUUCAAGACCAUCUGCAGCUGCACAUUAUCUGACAAGAAUACUUUUAUUUUUGACAACCAUAAAUAGGUGAUUUCAGUACUUUUGACUUCACCUGGUUGCAUUUUUUUUCUGUUUUAAAUGCGUUGGUUGUUCACAAAAACUUGAAUGAUUGUUGGGAUAGUAAAGCUUACACUAGAGUGCUA
Molecule: messenger RNA, 1165 nt
Organism: Pomacea canaliculata
Lineage: Eukaryota; Metazoa; Mollusca; Gastropoda; Architaenioglossa; Ampullariidae
Product: H/ACA ribonucleoprotein complex subunit 1-like
Exons: 7
Coding region: 144-782 (212 amino acids)
Biological process (GO): snoRNA guided rRNA pseudouridine synthesis; ribosome biogenesis
Cellular component (GO): box H/ACA snoRNP complex
Molecular function (GO): box H/ACA snoRNA binding
Source: RefSeq, a predicted model, not a curated record